AUGGAAGAUGACUUUAAUAAAACAGUCAUACCAAGUGCAUGAAAGGUCAUCGGGAACUGUGAGCAGUUCUGUGAAACUGAAAAUGAAGGAGUCAUAUGUUAAUGUGCUGCUGGCUAUGCCCUGGACAAUGACAAAACCUGUGUUUCUGUAGCUGAUUCCCGGAAAGUGACCUGUUUCCCUGCAAACCCUGUUCCAGUUCAAUUGACAGAAGUCACAGGAAUCACAGCAAAUCAAGAUGCUCAUCCUGAAAAUGAGGAAACCACAGAGGCCGCAAGCAGCCAUCUGGAGGUCACCAGAGAGGCUGGCAGUUUACCCAGGAUGUCCCCAUGGCAGUUUUCUUCUCUCUCUUUGCCAGCUGUUCUACUAGUAGAUGAGUAUAAUGAAUGGUUUUGCAGGGGGACAAUUCUGAAUGAGUAUUUUAUACUUUCUGGAGCUCAUUGA
Messenger RNA from Pipra filicauda (Wire-tailed manakin), 441 nucleotides. RefSeq names its product coagulation factor X-like. The record is from RefSeq and is a predicted model, not a curated record. Lineage: Eukaryota; Metazoa; Chordata; Aves; Passeriformes; Pipridae.